AUGCUGCUGGCAUCCCUCGUAUUUCUGUCUGGCCUGGCAGUGGCUCUGGCUGCUCCUCUGCAUAAGCGACAGUCGAGCAGCCCUGUCAUUGGUACCAACUUCCAAGACCCUGCAGUACUCCAAUUGGACGAUGGCACUUGGAUAGCAUACGCCGGGGUUAAUCAAAACCCUGCGAACAUCAACGUCCUCACGGCGACCUCGGCGGAUUUCGCAACGUGGGUUGUUCAUGAUGGCUACGAUGCAUUCCCGACUCUGCCAUCGUGGGCAGCCUCUCCUGGUCACGUUUGGGCUCCCGAUGUCGUUCAAUUGGCAAACGGCAAUUUUGUGCUAUACUACUCGGUCGCCACGGCAUCAAGUCCAGGACAGCAUUGUGUUGCAGCAGCCACUGCUUCCGGUCCACAGGGUCCAUUCACACCUGUUGGGUCCGCACCACUAUUCUGUGACCUGACCGCUGGAGGAGCAAUUGAUGCAGACGGCUUUCUCGAUCCUGUCACUCAACGACAGUACAUCGUCUACAAGGUCGAUGGCAACUCCAAAGGACAUGGAGGAGCGUGCUCCAACACGGUCGCUCCCAUUACACCGACACCACUCAUUCUUCAGGAAGUCAGUCCUACCGACGGAUACACUUUCACUGGCGACCCAGUGACCAUUUUGGAGAAUGAUGACAGUGAUGGACCCAACAUUGAGGCUCCAGCAUUGACCUACGACUCUUCCUCGGGACUAUAUGUUCUACUCUAUAGCUCAGAAUGCUUUGUCACUACUGCAUACAACAUUCGCUAUGCAACGAGCACAAGCAUUACCGGUCCCUACAAAAAAGCGGCUGACUCAUUCUUGGACACUGGUGCCACGGCAGCCGACGUAUACAUCCCGGGAGGGUUUGAUGUUACCAAGGACGGCAAAUAUGCGGUCUUCCACGGAGAUACGAACAUGGGCUGGUUCCAAGGUGAUGGCAGCAAGCGAGUCCGAGCCAUGUAUGCUAUUGCACUUUCGCUCAACACUGGCAACCCUGCUGUUUCAAAGAUGUAUUGA
Molecule: messenger RNA, 1029 nt
Organism: Exophiala viscosa
Lineage: Eukaryota; Fungi; Ascomycota; Eurotiomycetes; Chaetothyriales; Herpotrichiellaceae
Product: endo-arabinase
Exons: 2
Coding region: 1-1029 (342 amino acids)
Biological process (GO): carbohydrate metabolic process
Molecular function (GO): hydrolase activity, hydrolyzing O-glycosyl compounds
Source: RefSeq, a predicted model, not a curated record